Anopheles funestus (African malaria mosquito) is the source of this 3962-nucleotide messenger RNA. RefSeq names its product transcription factor Sox-14 (gene Sox21a). Gene Ontology annotation, molecular function: DNA-binding transcription factor activity, RNA polymerase II-specific; RNA polymerase II cis-regulatory region sequence-specific DNA binding. Gene Ontology annotation, biological process: positive regulation of transcription by RNA polymerase II; anatomical structure morphogenesis; cell differentiation. Bases 1862 to 2503 code for a protein of 213 amino acids. The transcript is spliced from 2 exons. Lineage: Eukaryota; Metazoa; Arthropoda; Insecta; Diptera; Culicidae. The record is from RefSeq and is a predicted model, not a curated record.
UUAUUUUUUAUGUUAACUAAGUAAUUAUCCUUUUUUAAUCAUUUACAAAUUUAUUUUUACAAUUAAAAAAACAAUUCUUUAACAUCCCAUUCAUUACUAAUAUUUAAAAGUAUGAUAAAAACGUAUAACAACACAAAAAAGAAAGAAAACAAAAACAAUGGAAAACAUUAUGAUUAAGGUAAUUGAUACAACCUGCUCGACGAGUUUCAUUCAUCGACCAGUUUUUACUACCCUAUACACUCACAAAAAAGGGUUCUUAUCCUAAAAAUCAGCCUUUACGGACUUUACAUGAGAGAAAGCAUUUACUCACGCUAAACUGUCCGCCUACUCGACAUACUCAUAUUCUCUCCCUCUCUCUCUCUCUCUCUUAUCUUCGUUGAGAUGCUUUGGCCCUUCAUUUUUUCAAAGAGCCAUCCCUUUCAAACUUGCAUCAUUUAUGUAUGAGCAUCCUGUGCCCUUCGUCUACUUUUCCAACCCUCCACCCUCCCGGGCGGAAAAACGCUUCCAGUGUCUUCUAUUGCAACAUCUCUCGUUGUUUUGUCCGUACGCCGAAACACAUGUGCGUAAAAACUUUUCUCCCAAAAAAAAUCCUCACAAACGCCGCUGCAUCUGCGUCGAAAGAGCGUAGACAAGCGUUUGCGUGUGUGUUUUUCUUUUUGUUCCUUUCUCAUUAUUUGGGAAUGCUUUCCCUGUUUUUCACGCACCAAAGUGGAUGUUUUUCAUCCCUUUUCCCAUUCAAACUUCACAGUUAGUCAACACAUUUAGGAGAGCGUGUCUGUUUGUGCGCUUUAUGAUUGUUGUAGUUUUUUUUACUGCUUUGUUUCUGUUGCCCUUUUUUGCCUGAUCUGGUUACUUUGCGUUCGCCACGUUCUGACGAGACACCCACAAUCCACACACAAACACACACUCGUGUACAACGAUCCCGAAGCAAAUGCGCGAGAGUGAACCAAAAUGCCACACCAACUGUAACGCUCACACGCGGUAACACGCAUGGGCCUGAGUGUGUGUGUGUGUGUUCGGUUAGAGUCUUCCCUUUUUUAUCAAAAUAUCAACAGUGGUACAGAUUAUGAUAGGGACCAUUAUGCGCUUAGAACCCAGCGUGAAAACAUCGGAAUCUCGGCCCCAAAGCACUCAGUACGACGCGAUUGUUGAGCCGCACGAGAUGUUUCACCGUCGCGUAGCCUUAGUGUCGCGUAUCGCGUGCUGCUAGUAGACGUGCGUUACGGUUCAACCGGGGGAUCGGCAUACGAACACACAUCCGUCGUAAGAGUACAUCCGAUUUUUUAACGGUCGUUUUUUAAUUGCUACGUGUUUUAGUGCAAAUGACACUGCAAGUGUGACUAAUCAGGAGAAAGUUGAGCAACAAAAAAAAAGAAAUUAAAUUUGCUUUAGUUUUUAUUUCCCAACAAAAUGACACUCGUCAGUAGGAAGUGAAGUGAAUUUCACUGUGCAUUGCAAUGCUUCCGCAAUCUUUUGCAAAAUCAGGUCAUAUUUAUUUGCUGUCGGAGGUUUUGUGUGUAUCGAUUGCCGGCUAGAAACAAUUGCAACACGCCAAGCAACACGCAUGAUAAGACCCACUUUUCUAAGGUUUACCAUCGCGGUGAUAACACAAACACACCCUUCCGACACUCCGAGAUCGGUUGUGUGCAUUUUAGUACGUGCUUGAUACCAAUUAAACAAAACGUAAAGAUAAAGUGUGAUUUGAUGUGACAGCAGAAGACAAAGUGCUAAUAAGCAUCCGUGUGUUUAAGCAGCAUAAAUAUUGUGCUGUUUGUCAAGGUGUGUGUUGUAUGUGCCGUUCCUAGUGACGCAGCGGCAAGCAAGAACAAAACCGGGAAAGUGAAACAACCAGCCAACAACAAUGGACAUGACCACGUCGAAAAAUCACAGCUCGGUCAGCGAACACAUAAAGCGGCCGAUGAACGCGUUCAUGGUGUGGUCCCGCGGCCAGCGGCGCAAAAUGGCUCAGGACAAUCCGAAGAUGCACAAUUCGGAGAUAUCGAAAAAUCUUGGCGCCCAAUGGAAGCUGCUAACCGAGGGCGAAAAGCGACCCUUCAUCGAUGAAGCGAAACGGUUAAGAGCACUGCACAUGAAAGAGCAUCCCGAUUACAAGUAUCGGCCACGAAGGAAACCGAAACCACUGGUGAAAUCGCCAACACCGAACGGAUCGAACCAUUCGAAUGGGAACGGUUCGUCAUCGGUGAAGGAGGUAGCACCCCAAUCGCAGUCACCGGUCGGUCGGACCUCCUUCAGCCCAACCCAGCUGACGACACCGGUCGGUCUACCGCCCGGCAUCUUCCCGUCCUACCACUUCGCCUACGAUCUGCACCAGAAAGCGUUCUGGAACCUGUACGGGCCCCAUCUACUGUCCACCGUCGUACCGUCUGCGUAUGCCGUGCCUCCCCAUGCCGCCCUGCCACUGUCCUACAUCAAACCACCCAAGACGUCGCCUCCCUCGCCGAUGGCACCACCCUCACCGAUACAGUCCAGCAACAUCAUCUGACCUACGCCACUGCGCUACGGCGCCGACCAUAAUGUCUAGUUAAUUUGACCGAGGUAGUAAUUCUCUCAACCUAGAAUACAUAUCGUUCCAGGCCUAGGGGAACGCAUUUAUACGCAUAUCAAAGCCAUGGUGUAAAAUAGUGUGUUUCUUCUCAAAAAUAAACCUCCCAUCACUGAAAAGUCCUUCAUGACAAGAUAAUGCGAAUGCGUGGCGUGUGUUUGUGUGUCGGCAGUGCUAAAGCUCAAGCAAAGAAAAAGCUGAUAGGUUAUUUAUGAACAGAUAUACAUAUAAAUCGGCACAUACAAUCUUACCCAAUGCGUUCGUUUUCUCACCCUUUCACGCGCACAAUCAAUCGUUGUCUAUCUUUAAAAGACUUUCUUGAUGGUAGUGUUUAUUUUUAAAAACUGUAAAAGUUGCCUAAUAAGUUUCUAUCAUUCAUCUCUAAAUGGUGGUAAACAUGUGUAAAAUAAAAAAACAAAUUACUACAGCAAAAAGCAUCCAGGUGGAUAGAAACCUAAUGCCUAAUGAUGGAAUGUAUUAUUGUAAGAGUAACAAACAAACAAAAAAAUAUGUGAAAUGCUGUUAGUGUUAUAGUAAGUAAGAAACAGCAACAGUAAACUGUCCAAAAUGUCUCAAAGUAAUAAUAAUAAAAAACACUUACUUAAGAUCUAUGAAAACGAUCGAUUGCGAACCAAGAUGUGAACACGAAGACGAAACAAAUGAAGGUGACAAAUGAGUAACGCGAGCGCAAAAAACAUAACAGCAAACCGGGUAACGCGUUACCCUUCUUAGCGAGCGUUAACGCAAUUUAUACCAUUUUAAACGGUAUGAUAACGGCCAUUGUGUACAUUGUGAUAAGGACAGAUGUAAACGCACGUAGACGAACAAAAACCAUAUCAACGAGUGAAAGCAAAUAUACGCCACAUAGUUGACCGCAUUUUACCGUCACCGAGGGACAAGAACAGCAAAGAUAGAGAGAGAGAGAGAACACACACACAUGCUCGCACACAAACACCACAAACGUUUUGCUCAUUUACGUUUCGAGUUUAAAGGUUUUGUUUGCGGCAAUAAAAGCGGGAAGGAAUGGUUUAAUUUUACCUUUCUUUUAACAAAGUUUAUUACAUUGCUCAAUUUAUUUAUAGUACUACAACCAGCUAGAGCCCAGUGAAUUUAUGGUCAUGUCUAAACACCCACAAUGGAGAUAGAGUUGGAUGACGGAGUUAUGCUGCCGAAAGGGAAAAUUAAUCAAAAUUGUUACCUAUUAUUAUUAUGCUUAGUUAACUCAUGAUUGUAUAUUUUAAGUAAAAUGGAAAAAACAAGCAAUGGAAGAAAAUUGGACACAGAGACCGUUGCGUCACACAUCGAUCAUCGGUCGGUUUUACCCAUUGCAGAGGCUCUCUUGUCAGUGUUUAGUGUUAUACACUACAAUAAAGACAGUUUUAAGUAAAGCGAAAUUAAA